AUGGAACGAAGAGCUGAAGAGUAGAUUAAUCAACUCAAAGAAACAUAAUUUUAAAGUAAUUACCAGAAGAUUUAAACUAUGGGCGUCAAAGAAAAAGAUGCUUUCAGUGAGGAUAAUGCAAGUAGAGAUGAAAUGAUUGAAAAAAUCAAAGGAAUUAAAAUGUUGGAAGGCAAAAUCAACAGUGGUGAAUAAAUUCAAUUCAGAAUGAAGAUACCAGAGAAUAUGGAUAAAAUUAUUGAUUACUAUUCCUCUUAAAAAUCAAAGAUGUACCAAUUAAAAAAAUAACAAGAUGAUUAAGUUAAAUAGGAAGAAGUCAUUGAUUAAGGAAAGAAAAAAGAAAAAGAAAAAUUCUUCACUAAAUAGGGAACACAACAAAGAGAAUUUAGGAAGAAAGCUAGACUCAUGUUUUAAAAAGCAGCAGAAAUGAAACGGUGUUAAGAUGAUGUAAAUUUCUAUGAAUUAUUGCUUGAAAUCUACUAGAAACUAAUAUAAGAAUAAAAAACUCGCACAUAUAAGGUGAAUUGCACUAUUUAAUUCAUUAAAAUAAAAGACGAAAGAGUAGGUAUUAUAAAGAUAAUUUCUAUAAAUGAAAUAAUGAAGAUUAAACGAGUUACUAGGGAACGAGAUGGAAACCGUAAAUAAUCAGUCUUCUUGAAAAAUAUUUAACCUUCAAGAGAGUUAGGUGCUAAAGGAUCAAAAUUGUCAGCCACUAAUUUAUCGAGCCAAUUUGAAAAUUCAAAAUUUGUGUCUAUGGCAAGCGAAAACGAGACUAAAUAAUAGAUUAGCCCUGUAGAUCUUAAAGUUAAUCCCAAGUUCCCUCUUAUGAAGGAUAAGUCCUUUAAAGGAAAUCUAGGUUAUCAGAUGAAUGCUCCAAUUCAAGAAAUUGAUGACGAUAAGGAUUUACUGAUUGAUAGUAAAGCUUUUAAUAAGAUGAUUAACUGGGAUACCUUUUAAUAACAAUUCAAGAUGCAACAGGGAGCACUCAACUUUUCACUUAAUGCUGGCGAUAAUAUAUUCAGGAAGGAAGAUAAUAACAAGCCUCGUAAAUUCUUGAUUAAAAUCGCUUAUUUGACAUGGUUUUUGAGAAUAAUGUUUGUUGCCAUCAUUACGUUAAAUCUGCUGACUUACUUCCUAAAACCCUUUGUAGAAUUCAACCCUAUGAUUUCUCAAUCCAACAGAAUCUUAGCAUUAUCUUAAAUGUAAACAACCAUGAUUGAGACUUAUGAUACUCUCUUGGAUCUUUUAAUAUUCCGAGAAGAUUCUGAUUUUAAUGAAAUGGGAAUGUCGGACAAAUUAACCUAUUAUAAUUAUCAACUGUCUUCUAUUCAGGAGAGUUAUAAGUUUCUUAAACUGCAGAUUAAAGAUUUAGAUUAGCUAUAGACUUUUCUUGAUGAUGGCAUUUUCUAUUCCAAUGCCAUUUUAGAUGAAUCUAUACUUGGGUAAGCCAAUACCACUCUCACUCUAGAUAGUAAAGACUACUUCACCAAGUUCAUUAUGCUAGAACAUGAGAUAUCCAUGAUGGAUGCUUCAGUAUUAGAGGUCAUAGGCCCAUCAGAUCCAUUUGUUAAAUUUAUUAGAUACGUCACAAUACCAUAAUUAUACAACCAACUAAAUAAUGCAGUUAUGGAGUUGUAGAGUAUUGUGUUGGAAAAGUCUGAUUCUAUUUCUGAUUUUGUUGUGGUGAUACUGAGCAUAGAAGGAUCUCUUUUGGCUAGUGGGUUUUUUGGAUUAUUAGUCAUAAUCUUCUGGAUUAGUCAAACAUACAAAGCAGUUUUAAAGAUCUUCAUACUUAUUUAGAAGAAUGAUUUAAAUAAAAUAGUCAAAUAGCAAAAGUUCAUCGAAAAUCAAUUUAAGUAUAUCAUAACAAAAGACCUAGAAAUCAGUGGAGUUUAACCAAAAGGGGUUUAUCAAAGAUUUAAUUCACUUUCCUCUAAACAUAAUUUUCAAAUGCAACAAAACUUCCUCUUAAUCAACGAAGAAGAAGAGUAGAAUAUGAAUAAGAAGAGAGAAAAGAAUAUCAUCGAUCGAUAAUUGCUAAAAUCGUUGACUCUUAAACUAUAUGCCACCUAUAUCAUCUUGGUUCUAUUAUCUGCUGGGGCUUCCUUCGCCUUCUUCUUUACUCUAAAACAAGCCAGUAGCGAUAUUAGUAAUCUUAUUUAAAUUGGAUCUGUUACUAUUUCAGACUUUUCAGAUAAUUAACUAUUAUUAGUAUCUGUUAAGGAGCGAUAUUAUAAUGAGGAUAAUUAUCAAUCAAAUUACCUACCUAAAGUUAAGACUUUGCUAGAGAGUCAAAUUGAAAGUGUCAAGCAAACUCCUUAAAUUGAUGAUCCUGGACAUGGAAACUACUAUGAUGGAUUUUAAGCAAUUUAUUUUGAUAAUCUUUGCUAUUAUCUAUUUAAUCAAUCCUAACUAUCUUCAUCUGAAUAGACGGAUUGUGAGCAGUUAGUGAAUGGCAAAUUAAAAGACGGAAUAGUGGCAUUUAAUUAGUAUUUCCUCUCAAAUGUCUAGGAUUAUGUUCUAUUAAAUAUAGAUAGAUUUGGGUACAUCAAUAAUAAAAUGAUUUGGAAUCUUAAUUCCUGUAUUGAUUAUGUCAAAACAGCUUUCAAAACUUUACUUACAGAGAUUUAAAUGUAAUUAAUUGAUUCUAAUAUCACAUUAGUUUUAGUGUUGCUAAUUGUUAUGCAAUUAUUUUAAUUAUUUGUCUUUCUGGCAAUUGCUGAAAUGUACUUGGUAAGCCAACUCAAUAAGACCUUUUCCUUUUAUCGAUUAGUUUACAAAUCCUAUAUGCCAAAUGAUAUAAUUUAGAAAGAGAAAAUCAUAAGAGCUCAAUUAAUACGUUACAAUAUAAUUAAGAAAUGA
This is a messenger RNA of Paramecium tetraurelia, 2859 nucleotides long. RefSeq lists its product as uncharacterized. Lineage: Eukaryota; Ciliophora; Oligohymenophorea; Peniculida; Parameciidae. The record is from RefSeq and is a predicted model, not a curated record. The transcript has 5 exons.